CCUCUCUUACACCAGCAGAGGGCUAAAUAGUCACUGAAAGUGUGAUCACUCAUUCAGUCCUCACUCUCUGCUCCUACAGUUAGGAUCCCACAGCGCAGACUCUUGAUUCUUUGGAUUUGUGGUGUGAAAAGAAGAACAGCUUUGGAUGAGCGGAACUGCCUUCUCGCCUCGUCAUGUGAGACUGCUGGAUCAUUGGGAUGCAAAAAAUGUUGUGGAGGUAGAUCAUCUUAAAACCUGGUUUCGGCUUAAACUUCUGAAAACUUAAAAGAGAAGAAGAUGAUCCUGGCACCUUGUUGGAAAAGUCUGCAGGUGUGUUUACUCCUUCUGUUGGUUGGGCAGCUACAAUUGGUGGAUGUUCCAGGCAGAGUAACCGCACCAGGUCAGCUGAACGCUCCCGUGGGACAACCCUUCACCCUGACUUGCACCAUUUCCAGGGAUAAAAGUGAAGUCGUAAAGCAGAUACGCUGGCUGGACGUGCAGAACCAGACCUUGCUGGAAUAUCAGCCGGGAAACAAGGACAGUGUGAGUGGACAGCAGCAUGUAGAACUUGCUCCGUCACCAAAGGACGUCUCGACGAUCACAAUCCACAGGGUGAGCUUCCGCGAUGAAGGCUGCUACACCUGCAUAUUUGACCUGCAACGCUCUGGGUCAAAGCAGGGACAGACAUGCCUCACCGUCAUAGCCCAAGUCACUUCAGAGAGAAACAAAACAGCGGUGAGUGGGAAGAAGGCCUCUCUGUCGUGCUCCUACGCCCUGCCUGAAAAGGUGCAGCAGGUUGUCUGGCGACACACGUCUGCACAAGGUGAAUCCACAGACGUCGCAUCGUUUGCAAAGCGGAGCGACCCCAUGAUUGAGCCGCAGUACCAGGGAAGGGUGUGGCUCACAGCCUCACUGUCAGACAGUCAGCUCACCAUCCAGCCUGUUGCCAUCAAAGAUGAAGGCUGCUACACCUGCCUGUACGAAACACACCUCGAUGGACCAAAGAGCUCCACCGUUUGCCUCUCUACGUAUGUCCUUCCAAAACCUCAAGUGAGCUACAAGACCACCUCCCCAGGUGUGAUUGAAGCCAACUGCACCUCUGUGUCUCGGCCGCCUGUAGAGAUUGUGUGGAACGUGGAGACGGACAACCGCACUAUUGGCGCUCCGCUGAACACGCAGGUUCUCCAGGAGGAUGGGACCACCCUGACCGUCAGCACGCUGACUGUUCGGUCCGGGCUACUCAAAGAUGUGUCCGUCAAAUGCUUGGUGCAUCACAAAGGACUCGAGACGCCAAUUGCUGUAUCCAUGAACACGAAGAUUGGCACAGCUCUGACCAUCCUCAUCUCUGUCACCACGGUAGCGGCUCUGCUGGUCAUGUCCCUCUGCUUCUGCCUUUGGAAAUGUUUUCUGCGCAAAGAAAAUGAUUAAUCUUCCAGAAGCCGCACAGAACCUGCUGAGGAAGAUAAUUUCCCCGUGCAUCGUCAUCAUCCCGAGCAUUUUGUUGGUGUCGGAAGCGGAAACACGUCAGGGUGUCCACUACAAUCCUAUUUCCGAGCCCAACCUGGACGGCGGCGUUUACCUCUGCUCUGCUGCAGCUGUAUUUGACUCUCGCAUCGCCUCCAGGCCCUGGCGUUCACAUGGUGUCUAAGUGGAGCACUUUGGCUGAUCUUUCCUUUUCUCCUGACUCUAAUUGAUGAGGGCGACACUCUCCAACAGCAGGAUCUCUACGGAGGUUUUUGCUGAUGAUUCAAAGGCUUGAAAGUUCAUUUUUCUGUCCUGACUGGUCUGUAUUCUGUCAAUAUUUUAUAUAUUUGUCUGAAUCCAAAUAAGGAUCAUAAACAGCGACAUAAACUGGGUUAUUUUUGUGUAAAAUGUUAACUGCAGGAAAAACUGAAAUAUGUGUAUCCUUUUCAUAACCAACUUGAUUGGCACAAGAAAUAAAACUUUAUUGUACCUCUGGGGAAAUUACAGACAUUCUUAUACGGGCUAGAAGGGCUUUACACUCACGUUGUUUAUGUAACGUUUAUUGCAAAUAUUUUAGCCGGACUUAUUCUGUGUGUGUGUUACUUUGAGACGCCCUCAUGUGUUUUGGUUAGAGGUUAAAUUCCACGGUCAGAUGGCUUGAAUCAGUAGCCUAACGAAGCAGCGCUGAAACCUUUUCGGUGCCCCUGAGAGGAAUGCUCGUCCUGUUACGUCCUGUUCCUUCUUCAUACAGUGCAGCUUUAAUGCCACUAAGAUUUAAUUUGUUCCAAAUCAAAGAGACGACCCCAAACAGCGUAAAAGCCACAAUAAAAUGAUUUUCUGUACUGUUACAAUUAUUGUAAAGAUCUAAUAUUUUAAACUGCAAAUCAAAGUACAAUAAAAUUAUGUUUUAGUUGUUUUUUUUUCCUGAAAAUUGUGAUAGGACAAAAUCUACUUCUUUUUUAUUUUUUGGUGCUAAUUUAAAUUUUUAAAUGUAUUUUAAAAAUAAAUCAAACCCAUUAUUUUUAACAAAAAGAAAAUGUUGAGAAAUCCAGAACUGCUAUUAUUGAUAAAACAUAUUGACCAACAAUGCAGGAAAUUUAAAUCAAACAGAACACUACAUUUAAAAAAGAAAAACAAAAGUAUUUCUCAAAAUAUUUUUCUUACCAUAUUUUUUUUUUUUUAAUUCCACUGAGAUACGUCAAACCUGCCUGCCAGAUGUUUGCUUUUAGGGGCCUUUUCAUUCCAGGCCAAACAAGAAACAGCUCCAAAGACGAUUUUUUUUCUUUUUUCUUAAAUCUGUUCAUCUCUUCAUGCAGAGACAAUAAAGCUCAUCUGCUCUGGGAUCUACUUUAAGCUCUGGGAUAACAUGGAGUUCACAUAUUUUCCUAUGGAAGUGUCCGUGCUACUGAAUGUGAAGUGAAUCAGUUAUCUGGUCUUUGGAUUUUUAACAAGCAGACAAAAAAAGGAUGAUAAUUACAAUCCAAAUAGGCAGAGUAAAAUCAAGUCCAAUUGUGUAUCCAUUUUUAACGGGUUAUUUAGCAUUUUUGCUGCAAAUUUUAAAAGUUUUCACAUUUAUCUAUUUUUUUGAGGAGCAACGUUUGAGCACAAAAUUGGUCAAAAAGUUGCAUUUUAAAACAUCUUUCUGAGGUAUUAAAAAUACACUUUAAAUUUAAUGUUGAUUUAUUUCAGCUAAGUAAAAUUAACCCCGAUAGCAAAUAAAAAAAAGAAAAAAAAA
Molecule: messenger RNA, 3178 nt
Organism: Oryzias melastigma (Indian medaka)
Lineage: Eukaryota; Metazoa; Chordata; Actinopteri; Beloniformes; Adrianichthyidae
Exons: 7
Coding region: 277-1407 (376 amino acids)
Molecular function (GO): cell-cell adhesion mediator activity
Source: RefSeq, a predicted model, not a curated record